GGUGUGCAAAUUGCUCAAGUCUGGGUCAUAUUCAAGCUUCCUGAUUACUUUGGUAACUACCUGCAUCCCCUCAUCUAUGUUGAAUGGUUUACAGUGCUCCACCACCAUGAUCCUGCCUCUGGUCUGUACAUUGUCACUCAUUCAACACAUCAU
Molecule: messenger RNA, 153 nt
Organism: Pisolithus orientalis
Lineage: Eukaryota; Fungi; Basidiomycota; Agaricomycetes; Boletales; Pisolithaceae
Exons: 1
Source: RefSeq, a predicted model, not a curated record